CAAUAUGGCAAAAGGAGUUUAAGACUGCAAAACACGACUUUUCUGAUUAACACCACCUGCUCGGGACCUUUGCCAUGACUCAGAUAAGCCACCUGCUUGCUCACCACCUCAUUUUUGUUUGUUUUUCUUCCCUGCAGCUCCUGGAUCUGUUCAUCCAGUGGGACUGGUCGACGUACCUGGCUGACUAUGGGCAACCCACCUGCAAGUACCUCCGGGUGAACCCCACCACAGCCCUCGUCUUGCUGGAGAAGAUGAGGGACACGAGCCGGAAGAACAACGUUUUUGCCCAGUUUCGGAAGAACGAGCGGGACAAGCAGAAGCUGAUAGACACAGUGGCCAAGCAGCUCCGCGGCCUCAUCAACAGCCAUCACUCAUGAGGGACCCACAGCCUUCCCCACGCCUGGACUUGGGAUCCUUGUUCAAAGAGAACAGAUGUAUUUUUGUAUUCGCCUGUAUAGUAUGGAUGAAACCCACUGUUAUGACAAAACAUUGUUAAAUAAUCCCGGGGCAGGUAGGUGGCAUGCUGCUGGUGGAGAGGAGGUGGUGUCAGCAGUCACCAUUCUGAACUCCUAUUUUCAGGGGUUUGCAAAGCAACGGGAAAACCUGAAGCCUGAGCGAGAAGUUCACACCCAGACGAUGGGUUGGUUGGGUGUUUUUUGUGUGCGUGUGGGUGGGUUGGUUUUUUUUUUUAAAGUUUUUUUUUUUUUGGUUAAGCCAAAUUCAAAGAAUUGGUUUGACUUCCUUUUGUUAAGUUAUUCAGCUGCAGAACAAGGGAUCACAAGAAGCAUAGGGAGGAGCUGUGGUUUCAGGUUCUUCUCAUUGGCUCUGCUCGAAGGAGCACGCAUUCAGGAGGGUCGCUCCUUAGCUUGCCUUGCCAGCACGCAUGUUGGGUUUGUGUAGGAGGAGAAGCAGUGAUUUCUCAGCCUCUCUCCCCUUUUCCCAUAAGGACUGAUUCCCACCCUGGGUUGUGGGUGGCUCCUGGGAGCUGUGACCCUUUGGUGUGUGUGGUGGCACUGCUCAGAGCUGACGCACCCCAAGCUUUUCUUCUGGACCUGGUGGUGUCUUGUGGCCCUGCACUGGGUAUAAAAGGGCUUCAAGAGCUGCCUCGUUGCAUAGGAGAGGUUGGGGUGCCUUAUGGGGCCAGUUUGGGCUGGGUGCUAGGAAACACUCUGCUUUGCUUUUCCUUUCCGUGCUGGUUUGCAGCUCUGCUUUCCCAUCCUCCCUUCCUGCUGCCAUGUCCCUGCACCUCCAGCACAUCCCCCCAACAUGGGGACGUCCCCCAAACGUGGGGUGCAGGAGCUUCCCCCUGGAGUAGCAUUGUGCACCAGCAGCCUGGCUCUGAAUGACAGAGCUCUGCUCUGCUCUAUGCACCGGUGCCACCCGUGCAUCAUCUGCCAAAAUCAAGGCAGUCUUUGAGGACCACGUCACGCUAUCAACAGGAUGUCAAUCCCGGGCUUCAGGUUACAGAGAGAAGGGACUUUUGCCCUUAUCUUUUCAUUCCCCUUUUGACUCUCCUUACCGCAGGUGAAAACUUAUCCAGCCGCUUCCCCCACUACCAAACCCUGACGCUGUGUUGAAGGGAAUUGAAACCCUCAUUGUGAAUGGCAGGGCCCUUCAAAUGCGUGGGGCCAUUGGCUCUCAGUACCACUUGUGAAAGCUGCUGGGUGGUUCUGAAGCCCUGGUGGGUCCUGAGCUGCACAGGGGCAGGAUUUGUCCGUGUGUCACCCAGCUGAGGCUGCAGAAGGGAGCAUUUGGGCUCUUUGCUUUCUGCCCACGAGCACUUCUGGCUUUGUAUUUUUGGCUCCAUUCACACUCCAGCUCUGGAUGCACGAACCAAUGGUGUGUCGCCUUCCUUUUUUGUUCCUCGGCAGUACUCCUUUGAUUUCCUUUUGGGAAGGGUAUGUGAACCCUGAAAUAGGCACAUUGCUAGUGAUGAGCUCGUGGGACUUUGUCCCAUCACCACAACCUCCAGCCACCACAACUAGUGCAUUAUUUCCAUUAAUACCAGCGAAGAGCUGGAAUUUGGCUUUAUGGCUCCUUUCUUUGAGAGGAUUGAAGGGUACUUUCUUUGAAAUACAUAGAAGAAGGAUGAAAAAAAAAAGAAGGAGAUGGAUGACAGUUGUGUGGCCAGCAAGGGACCAUAUGAUGUGAUCCAGCCAAGGGGACCCUCCAGGUAGGGACAGGUGACAAGGGACAAGUGGUGGCAGAAGCAGGUGGGACCAUCUGCUUUGAGCAUCCUUUGAGCAGCAGAGCUCAAAGAUUGAAGCAAAAACAGUAGGAGGAGGAGGGAGGUUUCAGUGCACGAGGCACUCAGUGAAGGGCCAUCCAGUCACAAGCACUUUAAAACACUUCAGAAUCACGCUGCUACGGAUGCUGGCAACGGCAUAACAGAGCAUCAGCAAGCAUGACAAAUAGAGCACUUUGGUGUUUCCAGUUUUUAUUAGUGGGAGGAUAGACUGUCAAACCCAAUUUCUAAUAGCAUUUCUCAGCCACUGACGUCGCUGCUGGAUGAGGAGGUGCCUUUUGCACACUGAGGAUUUUCCUCCAGCAGGGAGAAGGGAGCAGGACCAGGCAUCAUCACCCCCAUGAGCUGGGGAAAGCAGCUGGCUCCUGGCUUGGAAUCUGGGUUUUUUUUAUCCCCAAGGAGAAGCUCCUGCAUUGCAUUAAGUAUCCCAGACUGGCUGUGGCUCAGGGUGAGCUCUGCUCUAAGGAGCGGGGCUGGCAACUGGGAUGUACUGCUGGGAAAGCUCAGCCCAGCCCCAUCAGAUUCAGGAAGUUUCUGAUUUGGGAGGUCAAGCACCUAACCACAAGUCACAUCACGGCCAUGAAAAAUGGAAUUUUGGUGCUCUGGUCCUAAUUAACUUUUUGUUCCAAGAGAUACACGUCCAUCCCUUCAAAAUAAAAUUAAUCUUUUAAACAGACUGCUUCAAAAUCCCUGGAAGACGUUUAAAGUCCCCUCUAAAUCGCUUACUAAUGACUGGUAUCCUCUGAUACGGAUGGUAUUGCUUAUGAGGGAAAGGUUGUUGCUAUAAAUUCGUGAUCUGGGGGGAGGAAGGGGCUGAACCCACUGCUGUAACCAUCACUUUGCAAUCCCCAGAACAAAUAAUGCUGCUAUUAACACAUCCAUGUACAUACGUUGGUCAUUCCUUAGGUUUUAAAGCAAUGGCUGUAGUGAGGAGUGGGUGAACCUCCUUCUCCCCGUAGCUUGGCAAACAAUUCAGCACCAUUGGAUUAAAAAGAAAAAGAAAAAAAGAAGAAAAACAAAGAAAAACAAAGCUUGCCUUCCUGAGAAACGUCCACUUAUCUUUUUUUCCUUAAAACCUCCUUGGAAUAGUUUUUUGGGGCACCUCUAAGGCACCAAGCUGCAGAGCAAAUCAUAAAGGGAACCCUCCUCCAUCUCUAUUCCAAUCUCCAUUACAAUCCCAACCCCAAUCCCCGCUGCUAUCUCAAUCGCAUUCUCAUACCCCAUCGCCAUCCCAAUCCCCAUCACCUUCCCAAUCCCCAUCACCAUCCCAACCCCAAAAACAAUCCCCAUCGUCAUCCCAAUCCCAACCCCAAUCCCCAUUGUGAUCCCAACUCCCAUCACCAUCCCAAUCUCAACAGCAAUCCCCAUCACCAUCCCAAUCCCCAUCCUCAUCCCAACAACAGUCCCCACCACCACUAUCCCAACUCCAACCCCCACCACCAUCCCAAUCUCCCAACCAAUCUCCAUCCCAAUCCCAACCCCAAUCCCCAUCUCCAUCCCAGUUCCCAUUCCCAUCCCAAUUCCUAUCGCCAACCCCACCUGUAUCCCAACUCCAGUCCCCAUCCCUCAGUGCCUACUGGCUGCUUGUGUUGUUGCCUUUUUGAGGGGGAGGAGUGUGAUUUUGUAAACUAAUGAUGUGGUGAAGACAGCUUUUUUUGCACAAGUUGUUGCACAAUAAGGGGAAAAAUUAGUAAAUUAGGUUUAACUUUAAAGGGAACUUUUUUUUUCCUUAAAACUCACUAGCAGAGCUACUGAUUACAAACAAAGAAAAACUGACUGAUUGAAAAAUGGACUGCAUGGUUUACAGGUUAAAUUGCGUUAGAAAUUAGCAUGUUGACUUCGACUGUACAUUUAUCCUAUUGUAACUUCCAUUAAACAAUACAGCAUAUAACUGUUUAAAUAA
Messenger RNA from Meleagris gallopavo (turkey), 4148 nucleotides. The record is from RefSeq and is a predicted model, not a curated record. Lineage: Eukaryota; Metazoa; Chordata; Aves; Galliformes; Phasianidae.